AUGGCACCGGCGGUACCGGCUGUCCGUGUGCCGUGUCGGUGCCUCUGCUCGGUGUCAUGGCCAGACCGGGACUCGAGCUCACGUACUGCUUGUGCGAAUUUGCGUGAAAUUAUGUGUCCAUCUGUUGAUUGUCAAUUUUGCAGGCCACGCAAUCGCCUGUUCGACGAGGGCAUCGGUUGUCAGGACGACCGCGUAAUCGAGGUUCGUCAAGUGCCCUGGACGGCGACGCCGUCGACGCUGGCGAGCCACUUCUUCGCCGGCCUCGAAGUGAGUCCCGGCGGAGUGGCGAUCCGCUUGGCCGACGGCCGACGCUCGAACACCGCAUUGGUGCUCUUCACGGGGCCCGAGCAGGCGCGUCUCGCGGCCGGCCGUCAUCAGCAUCAGUUUCCGUGGCGUGCGAUGCUGCCCGGCCUCGUCGGCGCCUCGAGCCCGGACCUUCCCGCUCCGGCCAGACCCGGUUUGCUUCGCGAAGCCUCCGCUUCCGUCUCCACCUCCACCUCCGCCUCCACCUCCGCUUCCGUCUCCGCAGGGCAGCAGAGGAUCGUGACGCUGCAGGUCUUUCCGGGCUCGGGCAAGGAGUUCAUCCAAUGCGCCGGAUGUGAGUGCUCGGUCGCUGCGACUCCUCUCUUUUCUUCUACACUCUCCUCACUUAAGCCUGUCCAAGAGCCGAUCAAGUUGCCCACAAUCUCACACAAGCGGGCUUCACGCUUCCGCUGCUUUCCACUCGGCCCGACUGCACAAAAGCCAUUCUCCGAUGGCAUCGCCGUCGAAGCCGAGUUGUAUUUUUCCUCAUUCACGUUUGAGAUGAUGACGCGACUGACUGACGGUGGAAUUGUCCCACCAUCACAUGAGCGGACUGCACAUUUCCAUCGCAGGUCACACAACCUUGUUCCCCAAAAGCUAUUCUCAUCCAGGAAGGACUCGAAUGCAUUUUUGGCCUCGGCGAACCCCGUCUCCCCCCUAGGCGGGACUCGAACAAUGAAAGUGCUGCGUGUAAUCUUGUCACGUUGCCACGAAUGCCAUUCGGUCACAGGGCAGGUGUGA
Molecule: messenger RNA, 1044 nt
Organism: Protopolystoma xenopodis
Lineage: Eukaryota; Metazoa; Platyhelminthes; Monogenea; Polystomatidea; Polystomatidae
Source: the annotation of a GenBank genome assembly